Molecule: messenger RNA, 273 nt
Organism: Exophiala xenobiotica
Lineage: Eukaryota; Fungi; Ascomycota; Eurotiomycetes; Chaetothyriales; Herpotrichiellaceae
Exons: 2
Coding region: 1-273 (90 amino acids)
Source: RefSeq, a predicted model, not a curated record
AUGGAACCUACUCGAAUGACGGUUGUGCGAGUCAGAGUGGCCCAGAUUCGCCCUGAGACGUUGGAUUAUUUCCGCUAUCCGUGGGAGUGGGACAAGGACCGCAACUUUAUCAUUAUCAAGAGAUCCUGUACCCAAAAUGAAAUUGACGCUCUGUCUCAACACACAAGAGAUGUCCUCCUGGUUUCUAGGAGAGUGACCAUCUCAAAGCCAGUGGUCAAAAGGACGACAACCGUUGCUACGCUCAGGUCAGUUGACACGGGGACCGUGUGGUGA